CCGAGCGGGUACGCCUCUGGUUUACACCAAGUCGGGCCGCGACGCUCGGAGGCAGCACCAGCGCCACGCCGCCCCGCGAGCUCCACGAGCACGCUCCGCGAGCACCCCGUCAGCAGCCCCCGCCCGCUCCGCCUGCUGCAGUCACGGCCGCCAUGCUCCGCCCUGUGCGGAGCCGCAGGCCCCAGUGACGGCAGCCCGCUCCCCCGCGCCCGGACUGCGGCGCACCGGGGCGGCGGACCAUGGAGUGGAGGCCCGAGGCGACCGCGGAGCCUGCCCUGCACGGGGCCCUGCGCGAGGCUAGGGCCAGGGCCCCUGGACCAUGAGCAGCAAGAAGCCACCGGGGCCGCCCGGAGGCAACGGCGACGACAAGAAGACCAACAAGAACCCGGCCAAGGCCGCCGCCGACCAGGAUGAGGACGCGAGCGCGGCCAACGGCGGCGCGGACGCGGCAGCCGCGCCGGCCGCAGACAAGAAGCCCGGGUCCGCGGGCGCGACCAGCCGGGAUGCGGCGCUGCGACUGCUGUCCAUGUGCCAGAAGGGCGAGUGGCCGCCCGUGGACCAGGCGCUCAAGAGUCUGGAAAAGGCCGUGGCCGCGGCCAAGGCGGAGGCCAAAGCCGACCCUGCGGGCGCCGGGGAGGACGUGGUCACCCUCCCACUGGCCGGCGUCGCGGACCCGACCACCGGUAUGACCCCGCUGAUGUACGCCGUCAAGGACAACCGCACCGCCUUCUUGGACCGGAUGGUGGACCUCGGCUGCGAUCCGACGACCAGGAAUCAGGACAACUACAAUGCGCUGCACGUGGCCGCCAUGUACUCGCGGGAGGAGGUGGUCAAGCUGCUGCUGCCGAAGAAAGGCGUGGACGUCUACGCACCUGGCGGGCCGAGGAGCCAGACGGCGGUGCACCUGGUGGCCAGCAGGCAGACGGGCACCGCGACCAGCAUCCUGCGUGUGCUGCUCAACGCCGCGGGGAAGGACAUCCGCCUGCGGCCCGACGGGAAAGGGAAGAUCCCGCUUCUUCUGGCCGUGGAGGCGGGCAACCAGUCCAUGGUGCGCGAGCUGCUGGGGCAGUCGUCCGCCGAGCAGCUGCGCGCCACCACCGACCACGGCGACACGGCGCUGCACCUGGCCGCGCGCAAGCGGGACCUCGACAUGGUGCGCAUCCUGGUGGACUACGGGACCAACGUCGACCUGCCCAACGGCGAGGGCCAGACGGCGUUACACAUCGCUUCGGCCGAAGGGGAUGAGACGCUGGUCAAGUACUUCUACGGCGUGCGGGCAAGCGCCUCAAUCGCGGACGCGGAAGACCGAACGCCCAUGCACCUCGCCGCGGAGAACGGACACGCCAACAUCAUCGAGCUGCUCGCCGACAAGUUCCGGGCGUCCAUCUUCGAGCGCACCAAGGACGGGUCCACGCUCAUGCACAUCGCCUCGCUCAACGGGCACGCCGAGUGCGCCAUGAUGCUCUUCAAGAAGGGCGUGUACCUGCACAUGCCCAACAAGGGCGGCGCGCGCAGCCUCCACACGGCGGCGCGCUACGGCCACGUGGGCAUCAUCAACACCCUGCUGCAGAAGGGCGAGAAGGUGGACGUGACGACGAACGACAACUACACCGCUCUGCACAUCGCCGUGGAGUCCGCCAAGCCGGCCGUGGUGGAGACGCUGCUCGGCUACGGCGCGGAGGUGCACGUCAGGGGCGGCAAGCUGAGGGAGACGCCGCUGCACAUCGCGGCGCGGGUGCCGGACGGCGACCGCUGCGCCCUGAUGCUGCUCAAGUCCGGCGCGGGGCCCAACCUGUCCACGGAUGACGGCCGGACGCCCGUCCACGUGGCUGCGCAGCACGGCAACCUGCAGACGCUGCUGCUGCUCCUGGAGGACGGCGGUGACCCCCUCCUCAAGGCCAAGAGCGGGGAGACGCCCCUCCACCUGGCGUGCCGGGGGUGUCGCGCGGAUGUGGUGCGGAACCUCAUCGGCUUCGUGAAGGAGCGGCAGGGCGACGAGGCCGCAGUGCGCUACGUGAACGCCGUCAACGAGGACGGCGCGUCGGCGCUGCACUUCGCCGCGCAGAUCACCAAGGGCGAGGUGGAGCACCCGCUCGAGGACAAGCAGGUCAUCAAGCUGCUCCUCGAGGCCGGGGCCGACGUGUACCUGCAGACUAACCAGACACUCGAGACGGCGUUCCACUACUGCGCGCUGGCCGGCAACAACGACGUGCUGGCCGAGAUGAUCUCGCACAUGACGCCGUCCGAGGUGCAGCGGGCGCUCAACGGGCAGACCGUCGUGGGCUGGACCUCGCUGCUCAUCGCCUGCCACAAGGGGCACAUGGAGCUGGUCAACACGCUGCUCAACAACCACGCCCGGGUGGACGUGUUCGACACGGAGGGCCGCACAGCACUCCACCUCGCCGCCAACCAGGGCUACCUCAACGUGUGUGACGCGCUUCUCACCAACAAAGCCUUCAUCAACAGCAAGUCACGCGUUGGUCGGACCGCCCUGCACCUCGCCGCCAUGAAGGGCUUCACGCACCUGUGUCGCUUCCUCAUCCAAGACCACAACGCCAUGAUCGACGUGUUGACUUUGAAGAAGCAGACGCCGCUGCACUUGGCGGCGGCCGAGGGCCAGCUCGCCGUGUGCAAGCUGCUGCUCGAGCUGGGCGCGUCCAUCGACGCCACCGACGACCAGGGCCAAAAGCCGGUGCACGUCGCCGCGCAGAACAACUAUCCCGAGGUGGCGCAGCUGUUCCUGCAGCAGCACCCGAGCCUCGUCAUGGCCAGCACCAAGGACGGCAACACGUGCGCGCACAUCGCCGCCAUCCAGGGCUCGGUGCGGGUCAUCGAGGAGCUCAUGAAGUUCGACCGCGCCGGCGUCAUCUCGGCACGGAACCGCGUGACGGAGGCCACGCCGCUGCAGCUGGCCGCGGAGGGCGGGCACGCCGACGUCGUCAAGGUGCUGGUGCGCGCGGGCGCCUCCUGCACCGACGAGAACAAGGCGGGCUUCACCGCCGUCCAUCUGGCGGCGCAGAACGGCCACGGCCACGUCCUGGACGUAAUGCGGUCUACGCAGUCGCUCAGGAUAUCCAGCAAGAAGCUGGGCGUCACCGCGCUGCACGUCGCUGCGUACUUCGGACAGGCAGACACGGUCCGGGAGCUGCUCACGCACGUCCCGGCCACGGUCAAGUCGGACUCCCCCAACGGGGCGUCACUGGUCGGCGAGCUGGGCUCCGAGUCCGGGAUGACGCCCCUCCACCUGGCGGCUUACUCUGGCAACGAGAACGUCGUGCGGCUGCUGCUCAACUCGGCCGGCGUGCACGUCGAGGCCGUCACCAACGAGAACGGCUACAACCCGCUCCAUCUGGCUUGCUUCGGCGGCCACAUCACGGUGGUGGGGCUGCUGCUGUCUAGGGCGGCAGACCUGCUGCAGAGCGCCGACCGGCACGGCAAGACGGGGCUGCACAUCGCCGCCACACACGGCCACUACCAGAUGGUGGAGGUGCUGCUGGGACAGGGCGCCGAGAUCAACGCCACAGACAAGAACGGGUGGACGCCGCUGCACUGCGCCUCGAGGGCCGGCUGCUACGAGGUUGUGCGCCUCCUGGUGGAGUCCGGCGCGCACCCGAAGGCCGAGACCAACCUCGGCUCGUCGCCCAUUUGGUUCGCCGCUUCCGAGGGCCACAACGACGUGCUGGAGUACCUCAUGACCAAAGACCACGACACCUACAGCCUCAUGGAGGACCGCAGGUUCGUCUACAACCUGAUGGUGUGCGGAAAGAACCACAACAACAGACCAAUCGAAGAGUUUGUACUCGUUUCCCCGGCGCCCGUGGACACCGCCGCAAAGCUGUCAGCCAUCUUCAUCAACCUCUCGACCAAGGAGAAGGAGCGCGCCAAGGACCUGAUCGCGGCGGGCAAGCUGUGCGAGGCCAUGGCCACGGAGCUGCUGGCGCUGGCUGCCGGGGCCGACUCCGCGGGGAGGAUCCUCACGGCCACGGACCGACGGGGCACCGAGUUCCUCGACGUGCUCAUCGAGAACGAGCAGAAGGAAGUGAUCGCACACACCGUGGUGCAGAGGUACCUACAGGAACUCUGGCAGGGAUCAUUAAAGUGGGCCACCUGGAGACAGCUUCUGCUCUUCCUCUCCUUCAUCCUGUGCCCGCCCGUGUGGAUAGUGUUCACGCUCCCGCUCGGCCACAAGUACAACAAGGUGCCCAUCAUCAAGUUCAUGUCGUACCUCACCUCGCACGUGUACCUGCUGAUGCUGCUGAUGCUGGUCGGCAUCACGCCCAUCUACCCCACCCUGCGGCGCAGCAUGAUGCCCUACUGGUACGAGUGGGCGCUGCUCGUGUGGCUGUCGGGACUGCUGCUCCUGGAGCUGGAGAACCCCAGCGACAAGAGUGGCCUCGGCUGGAUCAAGUUCGCCGUGCUGCUCUUUGGCAUGGCCGGCGUGGGGCUGCACGUGCUGGGCAUGGUGGCCGUCGACCCUCUCUACUGGCCCACACUCAUGUACAUUCGCAACCAGAUGUUCGCGCUGUCCUUCCUGCUGGCCUGCGUUCAGAUCCUCGACUUUUUGUCGUUUCACCAUCUCUUCGGACCCUGGGCCAUCAUCAUCGGCGACCUGAUCCAGGAUCUGUCCCGGUUCCUUGCCGUGCUCGCCAUCUUCGUCUUCGGUUUCUCCAUGCAGAUCGUUGCCCUCAACCAGCCCAUCCGAAUUAUCAACAACCAGAACGGACUCAACACAUACUACAAGUCGUUAAAGACGAUAAAGAUUUUUGACGAAGUCAAGAUGAACCCUUUCGCGGCCUUCGAGCUCCUCUUCUACGGCGUGUUUGGCCAAACCACCCCCAAAAACUUGCAUGUUAAUUCCCGUAACCAGCCAGAAUGGACCGCCACUCUCUUCAAAUUCGUUACUGGUGUCUACUUGCUCCUGGCUGUUGUCGUCCUCAUCAACUUGCUCAUUGCCAUGAUGAGUGACACGUAUCAGAGAAUACAGGCCCAAUCCGACAUCGAGUGGAAGUACGGGCUGGCCAAGCUCAUCCGCAACAUGCACCGCACUCAGACGACACCCUCGCCGUUGAACCUCGUCACCUCGUGGCUCGUCUACCUCAUCCGCGCGUGCAAGGCCAAGAUGAUGCAGAAGAAGCGGCCGAGUCUGGUCCAGCUGAUGGGCAUGCAGUCGAGGACCAGGGUCAGCGCGCGGACCAAGAUGGGCGCCAAGUGGCUGUCGAAGGUCAAGAAGGGGCAGGUCGCACCCAAGGGCCAGUCGGACUCGAUGACGCUGUCCGUCGUGCGGCUGUCGCCGCUCGGGUCGCAGCUGUCCUUCAGCCACAGCCUGGCGCGCAUCGAGUCCAUCACGGACUGGGAGGCGAUCGCCCGGAAGUACCGCGCCCUCAUGGGCGAGCUGGACGACCACGGCGUGCGCUCCGGGGAGCCCGGCGACAGCGCCACCGCGGCCACGCCCGCGACCCCCGGGGCCAACGCGGCUGGGUCGCCGAGCUAGGCUGCCUGAGCCUGGCAGAGCGCGGGGAGGACUACCUCGUGGGUGCCAAGGCCUUGCUGAUGCAGACCUGUCUCAUACCGGCAAAGCGCGGGACGCGUGCCGUCGCCGAGUAUGAGAAAGGUCUGAUUACAGAGGCCGUAGGCUGUAGGCCGGUGGCCUCUGUAGGGCAAGGAUUGUUCGGGGGACCAAAAGUUGUGCUGGAGACGGAUCAGUCUCGGAGGCGUUGAGAGGAUUUGCAGGGGGCGGGGACGACCACCCCUCACCUCACUGAGAUGAGUUUGUACUCGUUUUGUGCCAAUGCUACCGGGCGCAUCAAAUAGAAAAGAUGUUGGGAAGACUGGGUGAUUUACCUGUUUCUCUUUAGCCUGAUAAUGUGAAUUAAUUUUUCUGUUAACGUGUUGGGGAUGGUGAUUUCUUAGGGGAGUAAAUUUUUUCAUAACGCUUUUCUAUAUUGACCAUUUUAACCGUAGUGCAGUUGUCCUGUAACUAUUUGUUUGACAAUACGAGUCUCUUUUCUUACAUUUGUCUUGUUGUGACGUUUCUCUAAAUAUAACUGUAUAUAUUUCUUUACAUAAAAAUGAAUCGUGUCUGCCGAACUAUCUUUAGUUUGUUACAUUACCUAUAUUAGCAAAAUGUCUAUUAUUAUAUUGUAUACGGAUUGAUUUUCAAAUGAAUGGGUUUUUGGAUUCACAUGUCAUAUACUAUAUUUCUAUUGUACUUGUAAUCCGGAAUUAUAUUACUCUGCUGCGUGA
This is a messenger RNA of Frankliniella occidentalis (western flower thrips), 6243 nucleotides long. It is a transcript of the gene nompC, whose product is annotated as serine/threonine-protein phosphatase 6 regulatory ankyrin repeat subunit A. Gene Ontology annotation, biological process: calcium ion transmembrane transport; GPI anchor biosynthetic process. The transcript is spliced from 22 exons. Gene Ontology annotation, cellular component: glycosylphosphatidylinositol-N-acetylglucosaminyltransferase (GPI-GnT) complex; membrane. The record is from RefSeq and is a predicted model, not a curated record. Lineage: Eukaryota; Metazoa; Arthropoda; Insecta; Thysanoptera; Thripidae. Gene Ontology annotation, molecular function: protein binding; calcium channel activity. The coding region runs from base 320 to 5491 and encodes 1723 amino acids.